AUGGCUAUUCAGAGUCCAGAGUGUUACGUGCUGGAACAGACGAGAUUCUGUCCCAAGAAUCCACUGCCCUACAUAGUUUACCGAAAUGUUUUGACGCCUAACGUCACAGAACAAACCGCUUCGGAACUUUUGACCAAGCAUGGCGGAUGGGAACGAUUUGGCCCGGUCUGGGGUCCUGUGUCGAAAAGACACUUUCACCCCAACGUGCACGAGUGCUAUGCAAUUCUGAGUGGCACAUCAACUUUUCUGUUGGGGCUUGCCACGGGCGCUAGCGAAGCAGACGUUGAAGCCGCCCCGGAGGCUGCUGGGUGCAAGGGGGUUGACGCCAGGUCAACUAGGGGUUUACGCCUUCGGGUGUCUGCUGGAGAUGUCGUGGUACAGCCUGCAGGAACAGGUCACUCAUCUCUGGAUCGUGAUGGGAACUUCCGUUACAUCUCGCUUUUUGUUUCGGGAGCCCCACACUGGCGAAGCUCGAUAGGAAACACUCCAGUUGAUGAGGAAACCCGACGGGGAAUCAGCCAGAUUCCGCUACCUGAGUUUGAUCCAGUGUAUGGCAAAGACGGUGCUUUACAAAAGCUAUGGGGGUCAGCAUGA
Messenger RNA from Colletotrichum gloeosporioides, 594 nucleotides. RefSeq lists its product as uncharacterized. The transcript is spliced from 4 exons. NCBI's taxonomy places the organism in Eukaryota, Fungi, Ascomycota, Sordariomycetes, Glomerellales, Glomerellaceae. The record is from RefSeq and is a predicted model, not a curated record. Bases 1 to 594 code for a protein of 197 amino acids.